Molecule: messenger RNA, 737 nt
Organism: Colletotrichum acutatum
Lineage: Eukaryota; Fungi; Ascomycota; Sordariomycetes; Glomerellales; Glomerellaceae
Exons: 1
Coding region: 99-542 (147 amino acids)
Source: RefSeq, a predicted model, not a curated record
ACCCGAUUACCUCACCGUAAGGAUACACAUCCAUUCACCGGUAUUGUCGCAUCGACGUCAGUAGCCAUGGACGGAUCCGACAAGCAGUGGGUAAGUCAAUGGCCUGGCCAAUUUCCAAUUCACUUCUAUAUACCCUGGCGCACCGCGCACUAUUACAAGUGCAUGUUGCUGCUGUUGUUAAUAUUAUCUUUUUUGCUCAUUUCCCGACUGCGCGCUACUGCCAACAUCGUCAUCGCCCACGGUUCUUUUUCUGUUCUCGCUUUUCUCCACAUUUCCGAUCCCGUCACCAUCGCAUCUGCGGCCUUAUCAUUGCCCUUCUAGCCCGUGUCCCAACGUUCCAAAUUCCGUCACUCCCGGUCACCCAAGCAAGUCUCGGCCCAACCAGUCACCUUGUUCAAGUGUCGUCAGCCUUGGUCGAAGCCGAUCGUCCCGUCUCGCCCAUCCUUUCUAUCCUGUCAGGGCACCCGACGGCCCCAGCUGCUUGCGCCCGAACUUGUUCUUCAAAGCCACCCUCUCCGUCCAAGCUACCCCUGCCAACUUAGAUGUGCUGGUCGCUAAGGUACGGACGGGUCCCCUGCAAUGCACGGCUCAAGCCACCCCGACCACGCUGCUCUAGAGUCCCUUCUUGCGUCACUGCCCAUCCAAUCUGCCGGAUUUCCAAGAACAGCUCCGAACUCUGCCUCACAUCAUUCGUACUGCAGCUAAGCCCUUGACGACGUAAAUAAUACGGGUCCCCU